GAAAAACGUUCGAGACGAUAGAUCCAAGAACAAGAGAAGUGAUAGCGAGAAUUGCAGAAGGAGACAAGGAAGAUGUUGAGUUGGCGGUGAAGGCUGCACGUCAGGCUUUUGACCAUGGUCCAUGGCCUCGCUUGCCCGGCUCUGAGAGAGGAAGGAUAAUGAUGAAAUUCGCGGACCUGCUUGAAGAAAAUGCAGAAGAAUUAGCUGCCCUGGAUACCAUUGACUGUGGGAAGUUGUUCAGUGUUGGUAAAGCGAUGGACAUACCUUAUGCAGCAAACACCCUCCGUUACUAUGCUGGUGCAGCUGAUAAAGUUCAUGGAGAAGUGCUGAAGAUGUCGCGUCAACUUCAUGGAUAUACUUUGCUAGAACCUAUUGGUGUCGUGGGGCACAUUAUCCCUUGGAAUCACCCUAUCUUCAUGUUCUUCAUGAAGGUUAGUCCCACUUUAGCUGCUGGGUGCACUAUGGUCGUCAAGCCUGCUGAACAAACUCCUCUAUCGGCACUCUACUAUGCUUAUCUUGCUAGGCUGGCUGGCAUCCCUGAAGGAGUGCUCAAUGUUAUAACUGGAUUUGGACCGACUGCCGGGGCUGCAAUAAGCUCUCACAUGGACAUUGAUGCGGUCAGUUUUACUGGCUCCACAGAAAUAGGACGCAAGGUAAUGCAGGCCGCAGCAGAAAGCAAUUUAAAAGUGGUUUCUCUUGAAUUAGGAGGCAAGUCACCCCUUAUUAUUUUUGAUGAUAUUGCUGAUGUAGAUAUGGCCGCCCAGCUAGCUAUCUUUGGCAUCAUGUUCAAUAAGGGCGAAGCAUGUGUUGCCAGUUCUCGUGUUUAUGUUCAAGAAGGAAUAUAUGACGAGUUUGUGAAGAAACUAGUGGAAAAGGCAAAAGCUUGGAUAGUUGGGGAUCCUUUUGAUCCUAAAACUCAACAAGGACCCCAG
Messenger RNA from Juglans regia (Persian walnut), 932 nucleotides. RefSeq names its product aldehyde dehydrogenase family 2 member C4-like. The record is from RefSeq and is a predicted model, not a curated record. The annotation marks the transcript as partial. Gene Ontology annotation, molecular function: aldehyde dehydrogenase (NAD+) activity. NCBI's taxonomy places the organism in Eukaryota, Viridiplantae, Streptophyta, Magnoliopsida, Fagales, Juglandaceae. The transcript has 5 exons.